Messenger RNA from Psylliodes chrysocephalus, 7228 nucleotides. The record is from the annotation of a GenBank genome assembly. NCBI's taxonomy places the organism in Eukaryota, Metazoa, Arthropoda, Insecta, Coleoptera, Chrysomelidae.
UGUGUCGAUAUUUCUGAAAUCGUGAGUUAUGCCGUCGUUCAAUGCCAUUUUGGUGAUUAUUGAUAUUUGAUAAUUUACAAUUAUAUUCUUUAAAUCAUUGCCAGUGCUCUUCCGAAGAUGAUUUUUCGUUUAUAAAUGAUUCUCCUCUUAAAAUCUGAUUAAUUCUAGUGACUCUUAUCAUCAAGAUAGCCAAGAAAAGUGAGUGGUGAAUCUUGAUUAUCUUGUGAUAGUGUUUAUUGUAUCCCUUAAAUUAAUGGACUCAUUGUUAGAUAAAUCUGAUGUAUGAUGAUCCUAAACUUUUUUAUCGUCCAGACUUCUUUCUAAUCCGUUUAUAUACUUGCAAGAACUAAUUUAAUGUAAAAAUUAUAAUAAUACCGGCCCUCGACUAAUACUGUAUGGCGGCUAAUUCAAAUUUACAUGUAAACAAAACAUUUCUAGCUAACAAAUGAACAAGAAAAAAGUGUUUUUCGAAAGUAUUAAGAAGGCAUAUGCAGAGAUAAAAUAAGUUUCUUCACGUAAUGGACCCCGUACUGCAAAGGCUUGGCGAUGUUACAAUACAAAGGCUUGAAAAACCAAGAGAAUCCAAGGUGGGACCUCAAAAUAUCCCUGUGGAGAAACCCAAAGAGAAUAAAGAUGAAAUUCAUAGUAGCCCUGAAGAGGAGAGUGGAGAUGAAACGUCCUUGACCAUUCCUGGUCUAAACAAAAGGCCUAAUCUCAACCUACCUAAUGAUAUAUCCGUAAAAAAAUUCAAAUUCAACUCUAAUGACGUAUCUUUAGGAAAAAAGUGUGAUGAUUUAAUGACUAAUUUUAGUGAAACUGAAAUGUCGGACUAUGAUUCUGAAUCAGAGUUAGAAGAUUCUGAAGAAGAACCACCUGAUAUGGAUCCAGGUUCCACUUCCCAGAUAAAUAUAAUCCCAAAACCUUCUCCUGUUAAAGAACAUUCACAGAUUCCAAGUCAACUAGCUAGUAACUCUGAAGACGAGGCAAGUAGUAGUACUUCAUUUUUUGAAAAGCUGGUUCAGCAGAAUUCUGCACCAGUUCCCAUUUUGUCAGUUCCUAGUACUUCUAGUAGUUCCACUGCUCCUACUCCUACAAAACAGAACUCUGAAGCAUUAAGUGAGGAAGAUUAUGAUAUUGAUAUUAAGGAGAAAUUGAAGGAAAUGGGUGAAAUUAGCUUUGAGACAGUUAAAAAGGGGGAGAAACCCAAAAAGACUGAAGUAGUUGAAAAUGAAGUUGUGGUCACUACUAAGAAAAUGGGACUUGAUGGAGAAGAAAUUCCUGGAUUACCAAAAGGCAUAGCCCUAAGAAGGAACAUUCGAGAAGUAAUGGACGAAACUAAACUAGAUGAAUCUACUUUGGCUGCUCAAAGACAGGAAGCAGAACGUUUGAGAAGGGUACAAGAACAGCAGAGACUUUUAAGGGAACUACAAAGGCAGGCAGCUCAAGAAAGAAUGCAAAAUAGAGUUAUAUCUAUGUUACAGGGCAAUCAGUUUUCUAAACCAGGUACAUCAAAUCAAACCAGAAUAGGCAACACUGUAUUGGUUAAACUACCUAAUGGUCAAACCAAACCAAUGACGAGGAUACCCAAGAGACCUUUUGAACUACUUAGGGUACCUAAAAACAUGGCGCAUGGGCCAAUGGGUGCUCCAAGGAGUAACAGAAGCCUUUUAACUGCAAAGAGGAUUCCCACUGGAGCUGACCUUACCCCAUCUGUUAGUAUCGCACCUGUAAACAAGAAAAUGAUGCCUCCUUUGCUUCAGAGACAUGAUGAUAGUGACAGCGAGAGUGAUGAGCGGAAAAUAAUGUCACCGCCAUUAUCUAUGAAGCCAAAAUCGAAAACUCCAGUUCAGACAAUAGAUAUAUCUUCAGAUGAUGAUUGUAUUGUUGUUUCUGAACCGGAAGACGAAGAAGAAGAGACAGAUCAUGAUGAUCCAACGAAUUCUGGAAUGCACACAAACGAUCAGUUUAAUCAACCUGAUGAACAAGGAAGGGUGUUGGUCAAUGUGGGACAUCCAGAAGGGGAACCUGACGUGUUUGUAGCUCCACAAAUAUCCAGAAUUAUCAAACCUCAUCAGAUAGGUGGAGUUAGAUUUUUGUAUGACAAUGUUGUUGAAAGUACCAGUCGCUUUGAAAGCUCAUCCGGUUUUGGUUGUAUUCUCGCUCAUUCAAUGGGUUUGGGGAAAACUUUACAAAUCGUCACGUUUUCUGACAUAUUUUUGAGGCAUACAUCAGCUAAGACGAUUCUUUGUAUAAUGCCCAUCAACACCCUCCAAAAUUGGAUGGCAGAAUUCAAUAUGUGGGUACCUACAGAAGAAAAUGCAUCUAAUUGCCCAUUAUUUGCUCAUGGAGAGGUCAGAGGGAGGAAUUUCAACCUUCAUGUCUUAAAUGACAGUCAUAAAACUCUCGUGGCGAGAGCUAAAGUUAUCCACGAAUGGAGAACUAACGGUGGGGUUUUGCUAAUUGGUUAUGAGCAAUUUAGACUUCUGAGCCAGAGGAAAAUGCCGAAGUCACGAAGGAAAAUCAAUCCGGAAUUGGAUGAUGAGAGGAAUAUGAAAUUGUUUGAUGAGGUUCAAACGGCUCUAAUAAAGCCCGGUCCGGAUCUCGUGAUAUGCGACGAAGGUCAUCGUAUCAAGAACUCACAUGCUUCAAUUUCGCAAGCUUUAAAGCAAAUGGAGACCAAACGAAGAGUGGUACUAACAGGUUACCCGCUUCAGAAUAAUUUAAUGGAAUAUUGGUGCAUGGUAGACUUCGUGAGACCGAAUUAUUUAGGUUCCAAGACGGAAUUUUGCAACAUGUUUGAACGUCCGAUUAUGAACGGUCAAUGUAUAGACUCUACGGAAGCUGAUAUCAAACUUAUGAGAUACAGAGCGCACGUGUUGCAUUCUUUAUUAUUGGGUUUCGUACAGAGAAGGUCACAUGCUGUGUUACAAACUGCUUUGCCGCAAAAAGAAGAAUACGUAUUACUAUGCAGAAUGUCUCCGUUUCAAAGAACUUUAUACGAGACGUUUAUGAACGAAGUCGUGCGAGUUCAAGCGGUACCAAAUCCACUUAAAGCCUUUGCGGUUUGUUGCAAAAUAUGGAAUCACCCUGACGUUUUGUACAAUUUUUUAAAGAAACGCGCUGGUGCCGGUGAAGCUGUCGACAUCGAUUUAGAAGAAGUAGGCGGCCCUCCUGUUAGUAAAGCUCCCAAUGAAAAACCGGAAAAACCACCUCCGAAAUCAAAGAGGAAAGCACCUGCUAAAGGGAAAAAUGGAAAACCCGCAGCGUCUGUCACUCCUUAUAAUAAUACAUUGGAAAAUGCUGCGAAUCCGCAACCUCCACCUUCUACUAGUACCGCUUCUUUGAACAAUUUCGCCACUUCCUCACCAAUUACUUCGUUUAGUAACGCUUUGUCGCAACAGGGAAAAAUUAAAGUCGAAUCUAAUCAGGAUUCGGCAACUAAUAUCCAAGACAUAUCAAACAAUUUCCCUGAUACUAUUUUACAACCAUACUACGAUCAGGAGUUUGAUCAAAAUGCGCAAUUUCCAUCUUCUUUUCCAAACACCAACAACAGCUAUUCGUAUCCGAACGCGUCUGGCUCGAGCGAAUAUAAUACGGAAUUUAAUUUGUCGGGAGAAACGCAGAAAACCAAUUUCCUAAAUUUGGACGCCCAAACGUCGUCUUUGACACCUCUGACGUCGCUUUCUUCGGAAAUAUCUCUGACGCCUUUGACAUCGAAAACUAAAGACCUGACUAUAGGCAAUACAAGCAGUACUUUAACGUCUUUGAAUACCGCUAGCACGUCGUUGACUCCUUUGAAUCACGCCAGUACCAGUUUGACACCACUGAAAAAUUCUACAGCCAUAGCACUUGAAAGUGGAAAUAACAGUUUACAGAAUAAUACUGGUGAAUUAAUGGAAAUAGGAAAUAACGCUAAUCAGAAUAAUUCUGGAUACGGGCAGAAUCAACAAGGACAAUUCAAUAUGGAAAACAAUCAAUCUAACUACCAAAAUGACUACCAUCAAAACUGGAAUUGGAAUCAAACUCAAGAUGCUACAAACUAUGAUCCUCAAAGUGACUAUUUCGGCCCACCGCAUAACCAAUUUAACCCCCACGUGUCCAACACAAAUGCAAAUUCUUGGAUCAAAAAGGAGGACAAUAAAUCCCUUGUGAGUUCGAAAAGCGAAACCAGUAAUGACGUCAAACCGAAAAUAAACAUCAUAAGUGACAUAAAACUUCCACCUGUGUUUACAAGUCCUACUACGCCGAGCGAGAAAAAAAUUAACAUUAUCAGUGAUAUUAAGAUAGAACCUAAAUUAGAGGAAGGACUCGUUAUGCCUCCGUUGACUCCUUUUAAGACUGAGAUUAAAAGUGAGGUUAAAAAUGAGAUCAAAAGUGAGGUUAAGACUGAGGAAGAAAUCAAACUUCCACCGAUUCAAGAAAAUCCGUUUGCUAAGAUGAAUCCUCUAGCGUUACAAGGGUCUAAAGAGGAUAGUGGUAUUCCUUAUGACUGGGCAAUAGAAUUGCUGAAGGAUUACAUACCAGGCCACAUUGAAAAUUCGGCCAAAAUGGGAAUCCUAUUUUGUAUAAUACGCGAAAGUAUAGCUUUAGGUGAUAGACUGUUAGUUUUUAGUCAGUCGUUAAUAACUUUAGAUCUGAUCGAGCAGUUUCUUCAAAUGAACUUAGUUCCAGGAGAAACUUUCAAUUGGGCGAAAAACAGCAGCUAUUAUCGUUUAGAUGGUUCAACGAGCGCCUUAGAACGAGAAAAGUUGAUAAACGAAUUCAACUCGAAUCCCAAAAUUCAUUUGUUCCUAGUCUCGACGCGAGCUGGCUCUCUCGGAAUUAAUCUUGUAGGGGCGAAUCGAGUGGUGGUGUUGGAUGCCUCUUGGAAUCCCUGCCAUGACACACAAGCAGUUUGUAGGGUGUAUAGGUAUGGACAGAGGAAGCCAUGCUUUGUAUAUAGGUUGGUGGUUGACAAUUGUUUGGAGAAGAAGAUAUAUGAUAGGCAAAUUAAUAAACAAGGAAUGUCGGACAGGGUAGUGGACGAAUGCAAUCCAGACGCCCAUCUAACCUUGAAAGACGUUAGCACCCUUUGUUGGGACGACAAAAUGGAUGAGGGAGAAGAAAAAGACUGGGCGCAUGUCAGGGACAACUACAUUGAUGUGGUAUUACAAAAAGUCCUCGAAAAAUAUGGAAAAAGUCUCAAUAAGGAACCUUUCCAGCAUGAAUCUCUGUUAGUCGAUAGGAAGGAAAAACAGUUAUCGCAGCAAGAGAAAAGAUUGGCUAAAAAGGGUUAUGAAAGAGAAAAACAAGCUUCAAGACAACCCGCCUACAGUUUGAUGGGAUCUUCUAGAGGCCACAGGCCAGUGGCAUCUGUAAGACCAAUGCAGCAAGGUGAAAGGCCAUCAAGGUGGAUUCCUGCGGAACACUGGCAACGCCAAGGCAUGACAGCCCAAGAAAUGACCCUUCCCUUGGACGUUGUCAUCCCCACCAACCAACCAGAGAAAGGUAACAUCGUCCUCAAAGCCGGCCAAAAAGUAUUGGUUCUCAAAUCGCCGAAAGGCGUUUACAUGCAAUUGGAAAGUGGCAAAAUUGUUGCCAUAAAAACUGCCAUUAAAGUUAAAGGAAAAUCCGAUGAUGGUUCCGGUUCGGAAUCAUCCAAAAUGGCGAAACCUCCCCUCUUACCGCCUUCCAUUAAAGGGAAUCCAUCGCUGUCCGUGCUUCCCCAGAAGAGGAUGGUCAAACCUUUUGUACCCGGUACUGCUAAGUUUGGUGUGCAGAGCGUUAAACAAUCUGUGCCGAAUUUGGUUUCUAGGAUACGAAGUAUUCAGAAAAAAGUGCAAGCGGGUAAGACGAAACCACAAAAUGUCGGUAAUGAAAUUGCAAAAUCUCUAACGACCCGAGAAGACGGCGUUCCGGCAAGUACUAGCGACGACGAGCACCGAGAAACGCCUCAACUUUCCCUGGAUAGAAUGAAGAAACUGGCCAUGUCCCACACGCAAGAUAGCAACGACGACAUAGAAAAGAGAAUAUCUCAAUUAAAAAAGAACAUUUCCAUCCAGAGGGUGUCGACGCAAGGUGCGCCAAAAGCUCCUCCCCAACAAACUACGCCCCCACAAUCUCAGGCGACGUCUUCGCAGUUACGGCCGGUGCUGGAUGAAGAAGAAAAGGAGGAGAGUAGUCCUGAGAACUCUGGAGAUCAUUUAGACCACAGUAAUUCUUCCAUGUUGGGAGAUACACCUUUUCAGGACACCCUGGACAGUAUUACCAGUGCAUAUCAAGCGACAAACGACGAUAAUCUGGAAUCUUUCGAAGACGAUGUUUCGGAAACUUCCGAUCACAAACAUCAAGAACAAAGCGAAAUCAGCGAUCAUAGUGACGACGUCACGUAUGUCUCUGACCAAUCGCCCACAUCACAAUACCAAUCUCAAACGCCGAACCCUCAACCAACGACGAGCACGCAUUCAGAUCAAGUCAAACCGGAGGGGCAAGAAUAUAAUUACAAUAAUUAUUAUAAUUAUACCGCUCCUCCCUAUCACGCCCCACCUCCUCAAGGAUAUGCGUAUCCACCUCAACCACCUCCACAGCCGUACGACAUGAUGGGAUAUCCACCUCAGCCGCAGCAACCCCAAUACAAUUAUGGUUAUCAAGGGUACCCGCCUCCACCUCAACCGCACUACCCGCCCCAUCCUCCCCCUCAACCGGGAUACGAUUACAGUGGCCAAGCUCCUCCUCCCGCCCAGCCCAUUUAUCCAGGAUACAAUCCAUACCCUCAACAGUACCCGCCUCCUCCUCCGCCCCAGGGUAUGUACCCACCUCCACCCACUACCACGCCAGCUGCGCCGUAUGGUGAAUAUCCACAGUACGCUCCUCCCGUAAAUAAUGCGGCUCCACCUCCUACGCAGUAUUAUCCUAAUUCUUAAGGUGUAUCUAAUUUUAGACCAGUCGAAUUGGCGUGGCUUUAAUUUGGAAUUGUUUUCUAAAGUUUUUUUUUUAGGAAGAUUCUUGAUUCGUGUGAUAUACGCUUUUAAUAUCUGGGGGGGGCUACUUUACUGUUCUUUGAGAUGAUUUUGAAUCAAAUUGAAGUUUGAAUAUUUUUUUGUAAUCAAUUUAACUUCAAAAAACACGACACAAACGAAUGGAUGAUUAGGAUUUUUUAUUCUGAAAUGUGAUAUAAGCUGAUUCAAGAUUAUUUUUUUUUUUGAACAGAAUCGCGAAGGAGAAGAAAUUGCGUUUUUUUAAAUGACCG